GCGAAGAAAAUCUUGUGCUGCUGCCAACAUCCCGACUUGCCAUAAUUCGAUUUGUACAUGACUCGUUUGCACCUGAGUCUCCCCUGACGGAACUCUCAGGUCCCAGCAGGUGAGAGGCCAUGGCGCUGAGGCAGGUAUGCAGAAGCAGACUGGGAUGGGGUUGGUCAGGGCGUCUCGCCCUACCUACUCCAAGUUCUUCCAUGAAUCGGAUUUCUUUGUUUUGUUCGAGUGUUGGUGCGGGACCUUCGGAGACGGUGACCCAUCAGAUGAUCGAUUAUGCAUUCAGCCAUGCUAGGUCCCAAAGGUCAGAUGGAUCGUAUUCGGAUGCUCUUCUGGUGCUUGAGCAGGGUCUCUCGAAUUUGCAAAGAACGGAUAAAUCAUGUGAAAAUUCUAUUGGGAAGAUCCUACUGGCAAUGUCGGCACUGCAUUCAGAAAGGGGGGAUCUUGCAACUGCGUUGGACAAAGCUCAGCUGGUGCAUGGAUUGCCAUUUGCUUCUCUUGCAUUAAGAGUGGCCGCCUUGGAAUCAGCAACUGAUCUGCACUUGCAAAUGGGGCAGGAUGCUGCCUCUUUGGGACUUGCAGAGAAGUGCUUGCAACUUCUAAGUGAGGGGUCUGGUGCAGACAGCGUUGAAAAUGAGGCUUUACAACUGCAAGCUAAAGCCCUUAAGGGCCUUGUUGACCUGGUGCUUGGAACACCUGAAUCAGCCAAGCCAUAUUUUGCUGGAUUUGAAACCUGUGGUUCAGAGAAAGAAAGCAGCUUCUGUGGAAGAGUUGCACUCUCAUAUGCCGAGUAUUUACAUGCUACGGGGAAUUUGUUUCUGGCAAAGGAGUACUAUCAAAAGGCUCUUCUUAUAUCUCCAACAAAAGGUCUAGCUGAAACAUCAGUUCUUGGGGCGUUAGGCAUGGAUGGGGUCCAUUUGAGUGCUAAUUGUGCCUUAGGACAAGUUGCAACUCAUACAGGAAAAUUCAAGGAAGCAGAGGAGGUGCUCACUGGAGCUCUCAAGGAAGUUGAGGAGCAUUUUGGUUCAAACCAUCCGAAGGUGGGCAUGGUUUUGACUUGCAUGGCAGACAUGUUUAGGCAAAAGGGGACACUUGAUGGCUCAAGUACUCUUUUGAUUCAAGAGGGGCUCUACAGAAGGGCCAUUGAUUUGAUGAAAGCUCCUUCUUUGGACGUUGAAGAUAUUCCAUCCUUGAGAAGAGAUAUAGUAGCCCUUGCUAGAGGUGGAUAUGCGGAGGCACUAUGUGUUCAGCAAAACCGUAAGAGUGAAGGUGAAAGAAUGAGGAGGUGGGCGGAGAGGGCUUGGACAAACAGGAGGAUGUCACUGGCUCAGGCACUUGACUCUGCUGAUGCUUCAAAUGUCUGCAUCCUAGACACUAGGAUUGAAAGGAUAAUCUGAUAACUGACAUCCUAGACACUGUAACAGCAUUGUAGGAUUUGGAUAAAGUUUUGACGGUUUGAGUCUCCCCCUUGUGGCAGAUCAGAAGUAGAAUCUUACGGGCCUGCAGAGCAUGUCUUUUAAAAUUUGGAAGUCUGUCCUCUUAUAUUUUGCUGCUCAUAACAUGUGCUUUUAUGUAACAAAUAAAGGUUGUAAAUUGUGCUUUCCUCUUCAUAUAUGUAAGCCAACUUCACACAUCCUUCACAAUCUCUGAGGUGCUCUUUGGACGUGAAAAUAGCUACCUUGUUUGCAUUGAUUGUGCUGGAGC
This is a messenger RNA of Nymphaea colorata (pocket water lily), 1704 nucleotides long. RefSeq lists its product as uncharacterized. NCBI's taxonomy places the organism in Eukaryota, Viridiplantae, Streptophyta, Magnoliopsida, Nymphaeales, Nymphaeaceae. Gene Ontology annotation, cellular component: mitochondrion. Gene Ontology annotation, molecular function: protein binding. The coding region runs from base 120 to 1397 and encodes 425 amino acids. The record is from RefSeq and is a predicted model, not a curated record. The transcript is spliced from 12 exons.